ACAAACUCUAAAGGAUAAGGGCACUGACUGCAAUGAGCCCACAGUCUCACUUACAGAGAGACAUCGUUAUGAAAGUGCAUUGAAUGAAAGCUUGUUGUGCUUUUUACUGUCAUGUUGCGCGUGGCAGUGGAAUCUGCGGCGGGUUUGCCCAAGAAGAAACUGGGCAGUCCAGACCCCAUCGCAUCUGUCGUGUUUAAAGACGAAAAGAAGAAAACCAAGUCCAUUAGCAAUGAACUGAACCCAGUGUGGAAUGAGACACUUGAGUUUGAUUUAAAAGGUGUUCCUCUUGAUUCUUCCUCCUACAUUGAUGUGCUUGUGAAAGACCACGAGACUCUUGGCAAAGACAAGUUGAUUGGAUCUGCUAAAGUCUCUUUAAAAGACCUUGCCAGUAGCCAAGUUAAAUCUCUCCCAGUGAAAAACUUGGCUCUAGUGGAUGAAAAUGGCAAGGGCAUAGGAGGGACCAUCAGCAUGAUGAUUGGCUAUGAGCCGCCUGCCGGUGCUGUGACGAAUCCACAAGAUCAACAAGAUGGCAGCAUGGGUGGAAACACAGCUGGGGGUGAAGAGGGUGACUCCACUGAUUCUGGGGCACCGGGUGCUGCCACGUCCCCUGGUGAGCCUGGCCAGAAACUUCGGACUAGGACAAGGAAACGUCAUAAUUUGGCCAACAAACCUCAGGAUUUUCAGAUACGUGUGCGGGUGAUUGAGGGACGUCAGUUGCCUGGAAAUAACAUCAAACCUGUGGUCAAAGUCCAUGUGUGUGGAGACACACACAGAACUAGGAUCAGGAAAGGAAAUAACCCAUACUUUGAUGAGAUAUUCUUUUUCAAUGUCAACAUGUUGCCCUCUGAACUGUUUGAUGAGGUUGUAAGCUUCCGGGUGUAUAACUCUUCUUCUUUUAGAUCAGACUGUCUCAUGGGUGAAUUCAAGCUUGAUAUUGGCUACAUCUAUGAUGAACCAGCUCACUGUAUCAUGAAGAAAUGGGUUCUCCUGAGUGACCCAGAUGACUCAAGCUCAGGAGCCAAGGGUUAUAUCAAAGUCAGCAUGUUUGUGUUGGGAACAGGAGAUGAGCCGCCGGUGGAAAGGAAGGAGGAGGACAAUGAUAAAGAUGAUGUGGAGAGUAACUUGCUGCUGCCCGCUGGCGUCGCUCUCCGAUGGGUUACACUUAAACUCAAAGUGUUUCGGGCUGAGGACGUCCCCCAGAUGGAUGACUCCAUCACCCAGACUUUAAAAGCAGCAUUUGGGGGUGAAGAAAACAAGAAAAAUCUAGUGGAUCCAUUUGUUGAGGCCUGUUUUGCUGGCAAAAAGCUCUGUACACAAAUAAUUGAGAAGAAUGCAAAUCCAGAGUGGAACCAGCAGCUCAAUCUGCAGGUCAAGUUCCCAUCCAUGUGUGAAAGAAUCAAACUGACUGUAUUUGACUGGGAUCGCCUCUCUGGAAAUGAUGCCAUAGGCACCACGUAUUUGGAUCUGUCCAAAAUAGCAUCCUCUGGUGGUGAAGUUGAAGAGGAUUAUCCAGGAGAUGAAUUUUCAGCAAAAAAAGGAGAGACUGGGGAAUCUGAGAUGGGCUUCCUGCCUACUUUUGGGCCUUGCUAUAUAUGUCUGUAUGGCAGUCAGAGAGAGUUCUCAGGCUUACCUGACCCAUAUGACGACCUUAAUUUAGGAAAGGGUGAAGGGGCGGCUUAUCGAGGGAGAGUUCUUGUUGAACUCUCUACUAAACUUGAUGGAAAGCCUGACAAGUCUGUGGAAGAAAUAUCAAGCGACGAUAUCUUGGUUGUUCAGAAAUACCAGCGCAGAAGGAAGUAUUGUCUGUGUGCAGUGUUUCACAGUGCGACCAUGAUUCAAGAACCGGGGGAGCCCAUUCAGUUUGAAGUUAGCAUCGGGAACUAUGGCAACAAGAUGGACCAAACGUGCAAACCUCUGGCUUCGACCACACAGUACAGCUGUGCUGUUUUUGAUGGUAAUAAUUACUACUACCUGCCAUGGGGCGACACUAAACCUGUGAUUUCCAUCACAUCCUUUUGGGAGGAUAUCAGUCACCGGUUAGACUCACUGAACAUCAUUCUGUAUAUAUCUAACCGUUUGCAAACAAACCUCAGUAUGUUGAAGUCUGCAGUACUGUCCAAAGCUACAGAUGCAAGACUAGUAGAAAUCUGGCUGAAGCUCAUCAAUCAGUUAAUGGAAGAUAUCACCAGUUUAAAAAUUCCUGACCUGGAGGGGAAGCCCAAUCUCACAGCCCUGGAUAUUCAGAUAAAGAAGUUGCGGGACAGUGCUCUGGAAAGCAUCAUGGAGGGGGCCAAACACUUGUUUGAGGAGGCCACAGAUGUUACUAAGUGCUUGAGCAUCAUUGAAACCUGGCUUGACAAACUCCUGAAACUUGCUGAGGAGCCUCAGAACAGCAUGCCUGAUGUGAUUAUCUGGAUGUUGAGAGGAGAGAAGAGGGUAGCAUACACCCGCAUCCCAGCCUAUCAAGUGCUGCAUUCAUCCUACUGUGAGCAGGCAUGUGGCCAGUUCUGCGGGAAGAAUCAGACUGUCUUUAUGCAGUAUCCCAUGGACGACAAAAAAGGUUUGAAGAUUCCCGUCCAGAUACGUGUGAACAUGUGGCUUGGGCUGGCAACAGAAGAAAAGAAGUUCAAUAAUUAUGCAGAGGGGAUUUUCAAUGUAUUUGCAGAACUGUAUGAAAACCAGGCUCAAGUUUUGGGAAAAUGGGGCACCACUGGUCUGCUUAAUCGCAGCAAGUUCUCUGAUGUCACAGGCAAAGUUAAGCUGAAGCAGGAGUACUUCAUGCCCCCUGUUGGCUGGGAGUGGGAAGGCGAUUGGCGUGUUGAACCAGAGAAAACUCUGCUGAUUGAGGCUGAUGCUGGACACACAGAGUUUGUGGAUGAGGUCUAUGAGAAUGAGACUCGAUUCCCAGGAGGAGAAUGGAAGCUUGCUGCGGAGCCUUACACUGAUGUGAAUGGAGAAAAAGUUCAGAGCCCUACAGAGAUUGAAUGCCCACCUGGCUGGAAGUGGGAGGAUAACUGGACUUUUGAUGGUAAUCGGGCCGUCGAUGAGAAAGGUUGGGAAUAUGGUGUCACCAUUCCACCUGAUGAUAAGCCCAAAUCUUGGGUGGCAGCUGAGAAGAUGUACCAUGUUCAUCGUCGCAGAAGAAUGAUCCGCCCUCGCAAAAGGAUUCCUGGUGUCAAAACAGCCACUGAUAAGAAGGAUGCAGGAGAUGCAGAAGGAUGGGAAUACUCCUCUCUCAUUGGCUGGAAGUUCCACAGGCAGCAGCGAUCCUCUGACACGUUCCGCCGACGGCGCUGGAGAAGGAAGAUGGCACCCUCUGGUCGAGUUGGAGCCUCUGCCAUUUUUAAACUGGAGGGGGCUCUGGGCGUCGACAUGGAAUCUAAAGUUGAAGAAAAAGGCACCAAAGCAGAAGCUUCAGUUCAGCAGUUUGGUGCAAACAGGCCAACUGUAUCAUGCACAUUUGAUGGACCCAAUGCGUACCACUUGAGAGUUUAUGUUUACCAAGCCAGAAACCUUUUUGCUCUGGACAAAGACAGCUUCUCAGAUCCAUACGUCCAUGUGUCGUUCUUGCAUAACAGCCAAACAACAGAGACAAUCCGAAGCACCUUGAACCCGACAUGGGAUCAGACUCUUAUAUUUAAAAAUGUGGAAAUCUAUGGUGAUCCCCAGUCUCUCGCCCAGAAUCCUCCCAGAGUGGUAAUGGAAAUCUUUGACAACGAUCAAGUGGGUAAAGAUGAAAUGCUUGGCAGAAGUACAUGUGUACCUUUGGUGAAGUUGACUUCAGGUGAAGAUGGAUCACCUAAACUCCUCUGGGAGCCUGUAAUGUACAAAAAUGCUCCUGCUGGGGAGGUUCUAGUGGCUGCAGAGCUCAUUUUAAAGACCAAGGGAAAUGACACUGAGCUUCCCCUUGCUCCUGCUAAACGAGGAGAGAAGCUCUAUAUGGUUCCUCAGGGGGUACGACCGGUGGUGCAGCUCACUGCCAUAGAGGUUCUAGCAUGGGGAUUACGUAACAUGAAGACAUAUCAGCUGGCUCCAGUUACUUCACCCAGUCUGGUGGUGGAGUGCGGAGGAGAGAGUGUUCAGACAGCUGUCAUCAAGAACAUAAAGAAGUGCCCUAAUUUCCAAGGAAAUGUCCUCUUUUUCAAAGUGCUUCUACCCAAAGAAGAGAUAUAUGCUCCCCCUAUAGUGCUGAAAGUCAUCGAUCACAGACCCUUUGGAAGGAAGCCCGUGGUGGGUCAGUGCACGAUAAGUUCCCUGGAAGAGUUUCGAUGUGACCCUUAUGUCACAGUAGCUGAUGUCGCCUUGUCUUCAAAAAUGUCUUUGAUGGCAGCUGGUCCAAGAGACCUCCAUGUAAACAUUGAUGACGACAGACAGCAUCUUCUAGAAGCUCAGUACAUGUAUGGCAUCUCAGCUGCUGUUGACAAAAUGGGCACUGCUAGUCAACUUCAACGUGAGAAGGAGAAAGAGACUGUUGAUUGGUGGAGUAAGUUUUAUGCUUCUGUUGGACAGAGUGAGAAAUGCCGCCCAUACCUUGACAAAGGUUAUGACACAUUACAAGUUUAUGACUGUGAGCUUGAAAGUGUAAAUGAAUUCAUGGGUCUUACCGAUUUCUGCAAAACAUUCAAAUUGCAACGUGGGAAAAAGGAAUGUGACGAUGAUGAUGAUCCCGCUGUAGUUGGAGAAUUCAAGGGCUCCUUUAAGGUCUACCCAUUGCCAGAUGAUCCAGGGGUGGCUCCUCCGCCACGUCAGUUCAGAGAGCUGCCCGACAGCGUCUCUCAGGAGUGUGUGGUCAGGAUCUACGUGGUUCAAGCCAUCGACCUGCAACCCAAAGACAACAAUGGCAAAUGUGACCCAUACAUCAAAAUCUCUUUGGGGAAAAAGUCUAUUGAGGACAGAGACAACUAUGUGCCGUAUUCACUCAACCCAGUGUUUGGCAGAAUGUUUGAAAUGACAUGCUUCCUCCCACAAGACAAAGACCUGAAAAUUGCAGUAUAUGACUUUGAUUUGCUCACCCGUGAUGAGAAAGUUGGGGAGACGGUGAUUGACUUGGAAAACCGUUUCCUUUCUCACUUCGGUUCCUACUGUGGUUUACCCCAGACAUACUGCGUUUCUGGAUUAAACCAGUGGCGCGAUCAGCUCAAACCAUCUCAGAUUCUUGAACAUCAUGCCCGUUUGAAAGGAUUGAGUCGACCCAGGAGUGAAGACAAUGGAAACACUUUAUCCUUUGGUGGCCGAUUGUAUUCCCUCUCUGACUUUGAAGCGAACAAGAAAAUUCACGAACACCUGGGUCCGCCAAGUGAACGGCUCGCUCUGCACGUCCUCAGAACUCAAGGCCUUGUUCCGGAGCAUGUUGAAACCAGAACUCUCUUAAGUAGCUUCCAACCGACUCUCCCGCAGGGAAAACUCCAGAUGUGGGUAGACAUUUUCCCCAAAAGCCUUGGGCCUCCUGGACCUCCUUUUGACAUAUCUCCUCGCAAAGCAAAAAAAUACUUUCUGCGAGUCAUCGUUUGGAACACGUCUGACGUAGUUUUGGAUGAAACCAGCAUUACUGGUGAAAAUAUGAGUGACGUCUAUGUAAAGGGUUGGAUGCCAGGUAUGGAAGAAGAUAAGCAAAAAACAGAUGUCCAUUAUCGUUCUUUGGAUGGCGAAGGAAAUUUCAACUGGAGAUUUGUCUUUGGAUUUGAAUACCUGCCUGCGGAGCAGCUUUGUCUUGUAUCUAAAAAGGAACAUUUCUGGAACCUCGACAAAUCAGAGUUUAGAAUCCCACCCAAGCUGAUUGUUCAAAUAUGGGAUAAUGACAAAUUCUCACUGGAUGAUUACUUAGGUGCGAUUGAACUUGAUCUGCACCACCUCAUCAACCCUUCCAAAACACCCGAGAAAUGUAACCUUACCAUGGUGCCGGAUGGAACUACGCAUCCAAAAUCAGACCAGUUCAAGUCUCUUUUUGACCAGAAGACAGUUAGAGGAUGGUGGCCAUGUUACAUGGAUAAAGAUGGGAAGAGGGAGCUUGGUGGAAAGGUAGAGUUGACUUUGGAGAUUGUGAAUGAGAAGGAAGUGGAUGAGAGACCUGCUGGAAAAGGCAGAGAUGAUCCCAAUAUGAAUCCGAAACUGGAUCCUCCUAAGCGACCCGAAACCUCGUUCUUUUGGUUCUCAAGUCCGUGCAAGACGUGCAAGUUCAUAGUGUGGCGAAAGUUUAAGUGGAUGUUCAUCGGCCUGAUUGUGCUGGUCUUAGUGCUAUUAUUCAUUGGGAUCUUGUUGUAUUCAUUACCAAACUACAUCUCCAUGAAAAUCGUCAAACCCUUCAAUUGAGUGCAGGAGGAGUUCAACUUUUUGUUGUUUUAUCCAUGCAAUGUAUUUGGCAUGAUCAGGGUUUCACGCAGUUAACAGAAAGGGUUCAUACAGACAAUCAAUACAGUGUUUGCUUUGUUGUGGUUGUUAAUUUUUCAUGUGGUUGUUUAGGUUUUUCCAUUAAUCACUCUUUUGCACCCUUUAUUCAAUUUUACCAUGAAUUUUCACUUUUUUUGUUGAGGUUUCACUGAUGUUUGGCAACAUUUGUACACAAACCAUGAAGUGUUUUCUAUUGUGGAAAUAUUUUAUUGUUUUAUAUUCUCAGAUCAUUUUAAAGUUAUAACAUUGUUAAAUAAAGACACAAUAUGUUUGUUUAAAUUGUGUCCAUUUGUUUUUGUGUCAAUUUAAAUUGUCCAAGUGUAAGUCUAAUAUUGGUACUGAUAUAUUCUGCAUAUUCAUGUACUGGAAAGAAAUUCAUUGAACUGGUCAGAAGAUUAAUGGUAAAUAUUUUGCCUUGUCGGAGUAGCCGAUUUACACCUUGACCAUGGCCUAGAAUGGGUGUUGCAUUUUUGUAACUAUUUGACGA
This is a messenger RNA of Pimephales promelas (fathead minnow), 6874 nucleotides long. Lineage: Eukaryota; Metazoa; Chordata; Actinopteri; Cypriniformes; Leuciscidae. The record is from RefSeq and is a predicted model, not a curated record.